AUGAUCCACCCAGGCCUCUGGUCACGGCACAACCACAAGACAUCGGCAUUGCGACAACAACAACAACCGCGUAUCGACGAAGGGGUAUUUGUCGAAAUACCUACCAGUACUCGGAAUAUCGGUACGGUUUUCUUUCUCAACUUCACCGCCGAGCACUUUCGAGAUGGAAGUCUCCCGCAAGCAUUGGAAGACGACGUCCCUGAACCCGAGAGUUAUGAUUCCAUCGGCGCAUCCGUAGACGAAGUUCUCGAUGAUGGCGAAAUCCUUCGUCUAACUGGCGUUGCUCCCCCUUUGUCUCUGAUGCCGGCACACUCGUCUUACCAAGGCGUAAACACGAACUUAUUGUCGUACUACAUCCACGUCCUCUCCCCGCAGUGCUCCUUGAGCGAAACGGAUAAUCCGUAUCUCAACGUGCUGUUACCCGUAGCGUACGAGUUUGAACCCCUUCGAGACGCGUUGUUAGCUGCGGCGGCGAACCAUCUACGUCUCCACGACGAUUUGCGGUUCGAAAGACACGCGUUGGAAUUAAAGACGGCAGCGAUCAAGGGACUACGAAACCACCUACGAACAAACGACAUGGAUUGGCAGAGUCUUGCUACCACUCUCAUGUUUUGCUUUUAUGAUAUCUCAGAUGGCUGCGCGCCAUCAUGGAUUACUCAUCUGAAAAUGGGCUUGCAAAUGCUGACUUAUCUAACGACCCGGACAUCGGUCGAUGAUAGUCUCAAAGCAUUCUGUGAGAUCUACUUUGUUGCACACGAAGUCAUGGGUGGAACUGCGUGGACCGGAUGGUCGAAUUCCGAUGGCGAUAGUUUUGCGCUCGCGCGAUCAGAAGAGAUCGAUCCCUUAAUGGGCUGUUCCCGUGAGUUGAUCUCCAUCGUAGGCCAAAUCUCUUCGUUGGCACGUCGCGUCCAAACAUCCACCGACCCAUCCUCGAUCAUUGAAUCGACCGAGUUUCUGACCAUGCGCAACGAUCUCGUUUCUCGUCUCCGCCGUCUCCGGCAAUGUGUUCCAUCUUCGUGCGUCGACCAGCCUCUCCUGAUGCAGAUUGCAGAGGUGAAGCGACUCGCGGCGAUGCUGUACCUGGAGGAACGAGUGCCUCGACCCACGGACACAUCGUCCGUGGACAACUGUAUCCCUCCCCCAAGAUCUCUUGGUCGCAAAAGGCUGAUAGACUGCAUCAUGUCGUCCCUGCGACUUCUGCCCGAGACGUGCGCGGCGUCGUUAUGGCCUUUGUUUGUCCUAGGAAACUCUCGACUAGAGUCAGAGGAACAACGGCAUUUCGUACUUACGAGGCUGGGGCAGUUGGAGGAUUCGCGCAAAUUGGGCAGUAUAUAUCACGCGCGUCGCCUGGUGGAGAGGUAUAUUGCUGCCAGCAGUCUGCCGUCUAAUCCGCUGGUGUUGGGCAAUUUGCCUAGGGGUUUGGCCUUGACGGAGAACGAAAGAUGGAUCAGUCUGGCCUAA
Molecule: messenger RNA, 1461 nt
Organism: Exophiala spinifera
Lineage: Eukaryota; Fungi; Ascomycota; Eurotiomycetes; Chaetothyriales; Herpotrichiellaceae
Exons: 3
Coding region: 1-1461 (486 amino acids)
Biological process (GO): positive regulation of transcription by RNA polymerase II
Cellular component (GO): nucleus
Molecular function (GO): DNA-binding transcription factor activity; transcription cis-regulatory region binding
Source: RefSeq, a predicted model, not a curated record